Messenger RNA from Endocarpon pusillum Z07020, 1578 nucleotides. RefSeq lists its product as uncharacterized. NCBI's taxonomy places the organism in Eukaryota, Fungi, Ascomycota, Eurotiomycetes, Verrucariales, Verrucariaceae. Bases 1 to 1578 code for a protein of 525 amino acids. The transcript has a single exon. The record is from RefSeq and is a predicted model, not a curated record. Gene Ontology annotation, molecular function: nucleic acid binding.
AUGAUUGAGGAGAAAGUGCGCCUUCACAUUACACCGUUCUCCAAGGAUUUGGCUCAGUCUAUCGUAUCCGCACAAUCGAGCGUCGCGGCCGAGAGCAUAUCUUAUCAUACGCUUGACACCUUCCCCGAGCACAGUUACGGCUAUAUCGAGCUCCCGACCAUGGAGGCCGAAAAGCUGAAGAAGAAGCUCAAUGGAUCAAUACUGAAGGGCAAGAAACUACGAAUUGAACAUGCUCGUCCGCAAAAGCGGCGCUUCGAGCGCGAACAGGGAGAGGAAGGGCGUAUUUCGCCUGUAGGGGAGGAAUGUAGGCUGUCAAAGAAACCCAGAAAGUCAGUAUCAGAGCUGCAGGGCCACGAGCUUGCACCGGAGAGAAAGGUAAAGAGGGGUUGGACUGAACCUGAAAAGGGAAAUCGAAUGGGCACCUCGAAAUCCCGUUCGGCGUCUCGUGUGACUUCCAAAUAUACAGACAAACCUGAGUGCAUGUUCCGUGUCCAACUGUCUCAACACAAGAAAAUCGAAACAACUGGCUUGAGCACAACUAGGACGGACAAAGACAUGAAGAAGGGAAAGAAAGCUACGGUUAUCCAUGAAUUUGAGAAGUCUGUGAUACAACCGUCAUUUAUAAGGAGUAACGUAGCUACUGGGAAUGCUGGGGUUGCCGCGGAGUACAUCAAGGGCAAGGGUUGGGUCGACACAAAUGGCAAUAUCCUUGAAGAAAGCACAAGACAGCUGCGAAGUAGAAGUCGCACUGAUCAGUCUCAACGCAUGUACGAGGCUUCAGAAACCAAGGUCGUGAGGGAAAUUCAAGCCCCUUUGAGCAUUGAGCAGGGUUCACAGAGCGAAAUUGAUAGAAGCUGUGGCCAACCCAAGCAGACGUCGACGACGACACGGAAAGACCAAGUCUCAAGCGGUCACAAGAAUGCUGUGAAAGAAGUCUUGGACGAAGAAACAUCGUCAUCAGGUACAUCCUCCUCCGAUUCAGAAUCGUCGUUCGCAAGCGACGAAGGGCUCGCGCAAGAGGCAGAGCAGGAGCUUGCUUCAAAGUUAGAUGAAGCGGAAGCUGAGCACCCUCGAAUGUCCAAGGAUGCUUCAGAGGCAACUCCAACACCAAGCGCUGCCGUUCAUCCCCUUGAAGCACUGUUCAAGCGACCCGAUCAAGCAGCUUCUCAGGCACGUGGCAGACGUCCGCUAGAGAUAAAGACCAGUUUCAAUUUCUUUGAGCCUGACGAUGAGCAAACAGUACCUCAGACACCUUUCACAACCCGUGAUCUUCAAUUGAGAGGACUUCGGAGCGCAGCACCCACUCCGGACACAGCGCUGCCCACGCGUCGGUUCUUCUCAGAAUCGAUGUCUCCGAGCAGCGAAGCUGGCAAUGAUGAUCGAGCAAACACAGAAGGACGAUCUGGUGAGAAAGUGGAAUCGGAUGACUCCAGGGUGAAUGAGGGGGAAAGUGGAUUUGCCAAGUGGUUCUGGGAGCAUCGAGGAGAGAACAAUCGAGCCUGGAAACGGCGCAGAAGGGAGGCCUUGAAAGAAAAGCGCCAGAAGGAAAAUAGGCAGAGAGGUCGCAGGAGUGGCUGA